CCCCUGAUAAAUUCGGAGCCGCCAGAGCCUACAGAAGACCUUAAGGCAUUUGAGCGACGUCUCCGAGAGAUCAUGGACGGCCUUCAGCCCAAAGCGCGAUUCUGGCGCCUGCUUCUAGUGUUAGCAAUCUCCACCAGCUGCCUUACCGCAUAUCUCUGGCUCAUAGAUCCUGCCACUUACGAGGUCAAUUUCUUCCGCUCGCUCAGAAACCAUCCAGAGUUCAUAAUCAGCUUGUUUGCGUUAUCUCUCCUCUUUGUCUCUGGCGCCCAUAAAAAAGUGGUUUUAUCUCGAAUAAUUGCCGAGCGAAGUCGCCUUGUCUUGGCAGAGUACAAUAUGACAUGCGAUUACUCUGGUAAACUGAUUCUACGGCCCCGGCCAACUCCAUGA
Messenger RNA from Protopolystoma xenopodis, 387 nucleotides. The record is from the annotation of a GenBank genome assembly. NCBI's taxonomy places the organism in Eukaryota, Metazoa, Platyhelminthes, Monogenea, Polystomatidea, Polystomatidae.